Cucumis melo (muskmelon) is the source of this 1377-nucleotide messenger RNA. RefSeq names its product ATP synthase gamma chain 1, chloroplastic-like. Gene Ontology annotation, cellular component: chloroplast thylakoid membrane. Gene Ontology annotation, biological process: proton motive force-driven ATP synthesis. The transcript has a single exon. NCBI's taxonomy places the organism in Eukaryota, Viridiplantae, Streptophyta, Magnoliopsida, Cucurbitales, Cucurbitaceae. Bases 163 to 1215 code for a protein of 350 amino acids. Gene Ontology annotation, molecular function: proton-transporting ATP synthase activity, rotational mechanism. The record is from RefSeq and is a predicted model, not a curated record.
AUCGAAUAAAACCACAUCUAAAGAAAAAAGACAAACUUCUAAAGAAAUUGUUCCUCAAUUCCAACUCAACCCACAACAAUUUUGAUGUCCCCUUCCUAAACCACAUUCUCAAACUUAGGAAGAAAGAAAAAGAGAAAAACCCUUGAAAAGUCUCCUUCCACCAUGAUCCACUCUCUCGAACCCAAAUUCCACCAAACCCCACUUCCCCUUCUCCGCCGCAUCCCCAAAUCUCCACACCCCAUUUCAAUCCGAUGCGGCGGCGCCACCCGCGAGCUCCGAUCUCGACUAGACUCCAUCAAAAACACCCAGAAGCUCACCGAAGCCAUGAAGCUCGUCGCCGCCGCUAAAGUCCGACGAGCCCAAGAAGCCGUAAUCAACAGCCGCCCCUUCUCCCAAUCCCUCGCCCAAUUUCUCCAUUUCAUCACCCAACAAAUCCAACGAGAAGACAUCGAUUUCCCCUUCCUAAAUCCCAGACCCGUCAGAAAAGUCGCCGUCGUCGUCUUCACCGGCGACCGGGGCCUCUGCGGAGGCUUCAACGCUUCAGUAUUAAAAAAAGCCGAGACCCGAUUGGCGGAAUUGAAAAACCUCAAUCUGGGUCACACCCUAAUCAGCGUCGGGAAAAAGGGCAACUCCUAUUUCCGCCGCCGGUCCGAUAUUGAAGUCGAUCGAUUCAUCACCGGCUGCAGCGGUGUUUCAUUACCCACAGCAAAAGAAGCGCAAGCCAUAGCAGACAUUGUGUUUUCUCUGUUCAUCAGCGAAGAAGUAGACAAAGUGGAAGUAAUUUACACAAAAUUCGUUUCGUUGCUGAAAUCUGAGCCUGUGAUUGAGACAUUGCUGCCAUUGUUGGGGGAAGGGGAAGCCAUGGGAGAUGGUGGGUUUAGAUUGACGACGGCGGAGGGGAAAUUGACGGUGGAGAGAGAGGGGAAAGGAGGGGAAUUAGGGGAAAUUUCGCCAUUGUUGGAGUUUGAACAAGACCCAGUUCAGAUUUUAGAUGGGAUGAUGGCUUUGUAUUUGAACAGCCAGAUUUUGAGAGCUUUGCAGGAAUCAAUGGCGAGUGAAGUUGCGGCGAGGAUGAAUGCGAUGAGUAAUGCUUCUGAGAAUGCAAUGGAGUUGAAGAAAUCUGUUACGAGUGCUUAUAAUCGAGAGAGACAGGCUAAGAUUACUGGGGAGAUUUUGGAAAUUGUUGCUGGAGCUGAAGCUCUUAAGGAAUUUUGAUUUUUGAUUUUGCAUUUUGCUUUGGGUGGUAGAAAAUUUGACAUAGGUUUUAUUUUCAAGAUGUAGAAGGAGAUGUUUGACACCGAGGAGUUUGCCAAACAAACACAAUGGUUAUUUUUUUUCAAUUUAAUUAAAUUUAAAAUUUAAAAUGUUCAUUUGCCA